Molecule: messenger RNA, 1032 nt
Organism: Amorphotheca resinae ATCC 22711
Lineage: Eukaryota; Fungi; Ascomycota; Leotiomycetes; Helotiales; Amorphothecaceae
Exons: 2
Coding region: 1-1032 (343 amino acids)
Biological process (GO): pantothenate biosynthetic process
Cellular component (GO): mitochondrion
Molecular function (GO): magnesium ion binding; 3-methyl-2-oxobutanoate hydroxymethyltransferase activity
Source: RefSeq, a predicted model, not a curated record
AUGUCGCGAACAUCCUCCGUCGUGAGAGCGUCGCGUGCCUUGCUUUUCCAAUGUACUCGUCCUGCUGCCCCCGCUAUGGUCAAGCUUCUUGCCCCUCCAUUACUGAGUAGGCAUGGGAGGUUCAGCUCGCACUCCCCUAUGGGAUCUGCGCCGCCGACCCGAAAGAAGGUUACAAUCAAUUCCUUACGAUCAAUGUACAAAAACGGCGAGCCAAUAACCAUGAUCACGGCGCAUGAUUUCCCUAGUGGCUUUGUUGGAGACGCUGCCGGCAUGGAAAUUAUCCUUGUUGGAGACAGCCUGGCCAUGGUAGCCUUGGGAAUGGAGGAUACUAGUGAAGUGGUGGUUGAGGACAUGCUGCUUCACUGUCGCUCUGUAGCUAGAGCUGCGAGGACGGCUUUCACAGUCGGAGACCUGCCUAUGGGAUCAUACGAGAUAUCGCCCGAACAAGCGUUAGAAACCGCUAUCCGGUUCAUCAAGCAAGGUCGCGUACAAGGCAUUAAACUCGAAGGCGGCACAGAGAUGGCACCGACCAUCAAGAAGAUAACAACCGCCGGAAUACCAGUCCUAGGACAUGUAGGGCUUACACCCCAACGACAGAAUGCUCUCGGUGGUUUUCGAGUGCAGGGCAAAACUGCUGCAGGCGCAGUCAAGCUCCUGGAGGAUGCCUUGGCCGUCCAGGAAGCUGGGUGCUUCGCCGUCGUUCUCGAAGCGGUACCGGCCGAAGUCGCAACAUUGAUCACGAAGAAGCUCUCUAUCCCCACGAUCGGUAUUGGCGCUGGAAAUGGAUGCUCUGGCCAAGUGCUGGUCCAGAUCGAUAUGACGGGCAAUUUCCCUCCUGGUCGCUUCCUCCCAAAAUUUGUCAAGAGAUACGGUGAUGUGUGGGGUGAAGCGUUGAAGGCGAUAGAAACUUAUAGAGCUGAGACGAAAAGCCGCGCAUAUCCUGCACCAGAGCAUACAUAUCCCAUUUCAAAGGAGGAGCUUGCGGAAUUUGAGCGUAUUUUGGAGGCGUCCAACAAGCCGGCUGAUGAUUGA